Meleagris gallopavo (turkey) is the source of this 848-nucleotide messenger RNA. The record is from RefSeq and is a predicted model, not a curated record. NCBI's taxonomy places the organism in Eukaryota, Metazoa, Chordata, Aves, Galliformes, Phasianidae.
GAUCGGCUCCGCUCCGUCGCCGUUCUUCAGCCGCGCUUUGGAGCGGCGCCGUCCCCGAACCGGGCAAACCGCGAGCAAUUGAAGGCCGCUCCUCGACCGGGUGCGAGCCGUGCCGCUGCCGGCCGCGCGGCUUUCGCGGCGCUGCAGCUCUGUGUUACCGAGCAGAACGGUGAGCUUUGGGAUCUCCCGUCCCGGCGGCAGCUCGGCCAGGUGAGCACGCAACCGCAGCGCUGUGCCUUUCAGAUGCCCGAGGAUCCGGACGAGCUGGCGGUGCUGGAUGAAAUCCAGCAGGAGCUGAUCCUGCAAGAACAACUGGUUAUAGAAGAAUAUGAGCGAAGUCUGCAGUUUGAUGAAGAAUGUCUCAAUGCAAUCCUUGAUGGCUUGGAUGCCAGCAACAAAAUCAUCUGCCCAGUGUGCAGAAAGUACCAUCUGACUGUGAGGAGCCAUUCAGUUUUUUGCCAGUGUGGAUUGGAUGUCCCUGCCCAGGAUAUGACGGAAGAGAAGCUUCGGUCACUUCUAGAAAACACUAUAACAGAGCACAGUCACAGGUGCCUUCACAAUCCGGAGUUCACAGUUACCAGUGGAAUGGAGGAGGAAGCCAGUCUCCUCAUGACCUGUCUGGUCUGUGACUUCUGGAUGAUUCUCUUGUAAGUUGCUUCAGCUGCUGCUUUUUCGGUGACUUCAAGACUAGAACUCAACCUAGAGCUGCUACUGUCUUCUAGUGUGUAUAUAUAUAUUCGUGUCUGCUGUGUCAGAAAUACUUCAAGGCAGUGCUACUGCCUUAACCUGCACUUUUGAUGGCACAGUCCAUGUUUUUAUAAUAAAUAUUUCAUCCUUCAUAUCUUCAA